GGGCAUAGACGCACGGCGGGCAUUUAUCGUGUCCACAUCGUCAGACUUUUUGACACGUAUCGGCUACGUUCGCUCCUUUCACGGCAGAUUCACAGUCCAUCAACAGCGGUUCCACGAGAAGCCAGCCGACUUUCGUUUUUCCCGUGCCACAUCCCAACUUUUGCUGCAAUCAUGUCUGACAAAACGAGUUCCGGAUUCACCAAGGAAGAAGAGUUGCUGCUGCAGGAUUUCAGCCGGAACGUGAGCACCAAAUCGAACGCACUCUUCUACGGAAAUGCAUUCAUUAUUUCCGCAGUGCCAAUCUGGCUCUUCUGGAGGGUGCACCAAAUGGAGUUGCUCCCGUCGUUGGUAUUCUUCGCCAUCGUUACUGGACUGUGCACCUACCUGAUGGCCAUGGCCUACAAGAACACCAAGUUCACCCUGAAGCACAAGAUUGCCAACAAGCGGGAGGAUGCCGUCACCCGGGAGAUGACCGCUCUGCUGGCCGAUGACAAGAAAAUCAGCCGCAAGGAAAAGGACGAACGCAUCCUGUGGAAGAAGAACGAUGUCGCCGAAUACGAAGCGACCACUUUCUCCAUCUUCUACAACAAUGCCCUGUUCCUGGCGGUGGUCAUCUUCGCCAGCUUCUACCUCCUGCGUUCCUUCACUCCCACCUUCAACUACAUUCUGUCGAUGGCCGGUGCUGGCGGUUUGAUGGCGUUGCUGUCCACCGGAAAGUCUGCGUAACUUUCCUUCGAUAAGGCGGGCGGUAAGAAAUAACCAGUUUUUGUGUGUGUUUUGCAACAUGUAAGGUAAAAGCAUCAAUUUUCAAUCCAUUAGUUUUCAGACUCCGACUCAAAAUGGUAGUCUCAAAUUCCUAUGGGUAAAAAAAUAGUGGUUUUUGCCUUUAGUUACUUUCUGAAGAAAUAGAGACUUUCGCAUUUAAGUUUAAGAAGGCAUGCGUUUUCUUCGGAUUGUUUUCACAUUUGAGUAAUAAUUUAAAAUAUCACCAACGCGAAAACAUUUUUUUUUUCAUAAGCUCAGUACUGAUGAGAGGAAGGUUUUUCCUUCCCUCUGUUAGAUUACGUUAAGGAAACUACAAUUUUCAUAGCCUGAAUCAGGAGAUUUGAUUGUAUCGUAAUAAAAAGGACGGCAUGAAAAA
Aedes albopictus (Asian tiger mosquito) is the source of this 1141-nucleotide messenger RNA. Its product is annotated as translocon-associated protein subunit gamma. Gene Ontology annotation, cellular component: endoplasmic reticulum; membrane. NCBI's taxonomy places the organism in Eukaryota, Metazoa, Arthropoda, Insecta, Diptera, Culicidae. Bases 172 to 726 code for a protein of 184 amino acids. Gene Ontology annotation, biological process: SRP-dependent cotranslational protein targeting to membrane. The transcript is spliced from 3 exons. The record is from RefSeq and is a predicted model, not a curated record.